AUGGCUUCGUCGUCGGCUGCCGUGACCAUCAGCUUCCAUAAACCUGGCACACAGCCUCCCGUCUUUGUGGCUGGAACCUUUUCAGAUCCGCCUUAUAUUCUUCAGGAGAUGCAAUAUAUGCGUGAUGCUGCGGGCGAGCAUCACUUCACGACACAAGUCGCCGUCGUCCCUGGGCAAGACUACAGCUACAGAUUCAGAGUUGGCAACAGCGAGGACUGGACUCUGGAUGAGCAUGCGAGCUUGUCAACGGAUAGUCAUGGGGACAAUGUAAACAUGCUCAGGGUGCCCGUCAUCAGCGAUCCGGCUAGGAGGCUCCAGACACCAAUAGAGCCCACAGAGAGGGAAGGAGGCGGAUCUCCUCACCCUGGACUGCGAGGCAUCGUUGGCGGUGCGGCGGCACCAGUCAAGUCACUUGCGGCCAAGGCGUCGCAGCCGCAGUGCGAGGACUCUCCAGCCCCCAUCGAAAUUGUGGCACCCACGACGACCGACGUUGAAGACACCGAUGAACCGGAUUCCAUCAUGCCUGCCGGUCCGGGCCGUGCGCAAGGCCAAAAGCACGACAUGAUGGACGUAUGCGGCGCGUCUCAGGCUCCCCUCUUUGCUCACGAAUCUUUUGGGGAGGCCGAGUCUGUGUAUGACGGGCUUGAUCACGAAGUUCUCGAUGACCCCUACGGACGGGUGGAACCAGCGGAGGCACUGAGCGACAGCGGCAUCGAAGACAUCGAUGUGGAGGAUCCGACACUUGAAAAGUUCCCCCAGGACCGCGCAUCCGUCAUAAAUACCUUGCGCAACAUUCAGUCUGGUCAUGACGAGGUUCGCGCACAUAUGGAGGACGUACGACCCGCCCACGACAGGUCGAGGAGAACCAGCGAUGGAUCCGCCGACGAAAGUCUCGUCGGGAUUCCUAGCCCUUCGUCGACGAAAAAACAAGAGUACAGACUGUCACAUGGCGGCGGUGUUGGACGUACAAGGUCUGCAGUGUCGCUGGGGCCCAUCGCGGAGGAGCCAAAGGCCGGCACAGACAGCUGGAUCAACCGAGGUCAAGCGUCGGGUGAAAUGCCGACAUCGAUUGACGUUUAA
Molecule: messenger RNA, 1080 nt
Organism: Drechmeria coniospora
Lineage: Eukaryota; Fungi; Ascomycota; Sordariomycetes; Hypocreales; Ophiocordycipitaceae
Exons: 3
Coding region: 1-1080 (359 amino acids)
Source: RefSeq, a predicted model, not a curated record